CUGAACAUGCAACUCACUCCCAACGUCCCUCCGAUGCUAUGGAAAGCCUUUCUGCUUCUCCAGCUUCCGAGAUCUCUCUGGCAUUGACAACCCCCGAAGGCCUGGUCCAACUGCGAACUGCCCUAAACCCGAAAGACCAGGAUUACGAUAAGCUCCUCACCGCCUUCCGUGGCUUGUCUCUGGACGAGCGGCAAGGCAUUCAUAGUGCUUGCCAGCUGGUUGAGAUAGAGGAUCUGGCUAGAAAAGAAUUAGCCGCGAUUAGGCAGACUUUGGACACAUCUAUCAAGGCUUUCGAUCUCCAACCACAUCAUGAAAAACUGCUUCGUGAUCCCCACUCCGGCCGGAAUGGGACAGAAGUUACUCCAGACAUGUACUUCUUUAAAUACGCAGAUACAACAUCGAGAAUAAUCCUUCGACUGAUAUCGAAACACGCUUUGCCGCAAAUCAAGCGCCUGGCAGUCACGAAGCAAGCAGUCGAGAAACCCUCCACGCCGGGGCAAAAUGAGACACCUGGACAAGACCAAAGGUCCGGAGAAGGCGAGGAGAGAUCUCCGCUACUUGAUAAACUAAUCGAACGUUUCCAAAGUAUACCUGUGCAUCAUCAAAUCACCGAUUACGCCCAACGCUGGGACCAGAAUAGUGGGUUGUUGACGAAGGCUGAGAGGAAGCGGUCGCGAAAGGAAACCGAUGAGAAUGCCGCAUACAAACGACAAGUGACGGAAUCCUUGAAGCAGUAAACCUUAGCGCACCGUCUUAAACAUCACAACGAGAAGCAGAACUUCCAACUUCCAAGGAGAAUCUAUCCUCGAGCUGCAGGUAUCGCCGCGCCCGAUGAAGGCGAAAACGAUGCUGUUGGAGCAGUCUGGAGAGCCCCAGCCAACUAGAUCCCAGCCGCCUUGUCGCUUUUCGAGAGAACAUCGGUUCGGGUCCUGAGGGUAUUAGGGUAUUAGGGUUUUGUUUGGUUAAGUAAGGGGGCACCGGGAUCUUGCAAGUAAUCUUUUGAAGAGUUCAAGGUAGUCGAUGACGGUGAGAGAAUUGUUGUGAUAAGUGAGUUUCUGGCUCCGGGAGGCCCUCAAUGAAUAGACAAGACGUCUACUCGAAUAGAUGUCGCACCGUCCAAGUUAAUCAGAGUGCCUGCAAACUCUUCUUUCC
Hyaloscypha bicolor E is the source of this 1152-nucleotide messenger RNA. RefSeq lists its product as uncharacterized. The transcript is spliced from 2 exons. NCBI's taxonomy places the organism in Eukaryota, Fungi, Ascomycota, Leotiomycetes, Helotiales, Hyaloscyphaceae. The record is from RefSeq and is a predicted model, not a curated record. Bases 39 to 737 code for a protein of 232 amino acids.